AUGACUCGUGACAACAACCUGCUGGGUAAAUUCAACUUGGAUGGUAUCCCGCCCAUGCCUCGUGGCGUACCGCAGAUCGAUGUGACGUUUGAUAUCGACGCUAAUGGUAUUUUGAACGUCUCGGCUGUUGAGAAGUCAACCGGUAAGGAGAACAAGAUUACUAUUACAAACGACAAGGGUCGCCUCUCGCAAGCCGAUAUCGACCGCAUGGUUUCUGAGGCCGAGAAAUACAAGUCUGAGGAUGAAGCGAACAAAGUUCGUAUUGAAGCCAAGAACGGUCUUGAGAACUACGCUUACAACUUGCGUAACACCCUCAACGAUGAGAAGCUUAAGGGCCAACUUUCGGAUGACGAUAAGAAAGCUAUCGACGACAAGGUCACUGAAACAAUCAACUGGCUUGACGCUAACCAAUCGGCUGAAAAGGAAGAAUUUGAAGGCAAGCAGAAAGAGCUUGAGGGUGUUGCAAAUCCAAUUCUCCAGAAAAUGUAUGCCGCAGCCGGUGGUGCCCCUGGAGCUGAUGGUAUGCCUGGUAUGCCAGGUGGAAUGCCGGGUGGUAUGCCCGGUGGUAUGCCUGGUGGUAUGACUGGUGGCGCCCCACCUGCUGGAGCACCUGACCAGGGUCCAAAGAUUGAGGAGGUUGACUAA
Messenger RNA from Plasmopara halstedii, 645 nucleotides. Its product is annotated as hsp70-like protein. Gene Ontology annotation, biological process: cellular response to unfolded protein; protein refolding. Gene Ontology annotation, molecular function: heat shock protein binding; ATP hydrolysis activity; misfolded protein binding. Gene Ontology annotation, cellular component: cytoplasm. The coding region runs from base 1 to 645 and encodes 214 amino acids. The record is from RefSeq and is a predicted model, not a curated record. The transcript has a single exon. NCBI's taxonomy places the organism in Eukaryota, Oomycota, Peronosporomycetes, Peronosporales, Peronosporaceae.